AUGCUCCAAGUUGUCAUGGACGAAAACAUUUGUCCUUUUGUUACGAACAUGACCCCUGUACUGGUCAUCCACUACUUUUGCCCACACAUUCCAUCGUCUUCCCGCCACCAAUGGGUUCCCAGCCUAAUGGCGUCUUCGAGUUGCCAUCCGAACACUGGCGGGUGGGCCAUGGCUCCUAGGGGGCUGGGGUCAAAGACGGGGAGCGACUUGAAUGGGGAGGGGAUGUUCAUGUCGUUUGCAAUGUCGAAUUUUGCUCCUUUCAGCUUCAAGUGGUUUUGCACACAACCAUUUUGUGGUGUUUUAGAGGUAGGGGUAGAGAGCGGCAAGGGCGAGAGGGAGGGAGAGGUUGAAUACACAGCUGAGGGGGGUUUCCAGGAUGGAUUACCUAAUGUCUUUCCAGGUGUGCGCAUCACACGUCUUGGACGAUACGACGCAUCACUCUUUGAUGCGUACGCGGGAAUUGCCGUACUCGACGUUCUACAUGGCCACAAGCCACGCUUGGUCUCGCCUUUGUCCUAUGUUCAGACUCGACGCAUGUGCACUUUUAGUCUACUGAACCGGUUGCAGAGAAGACCGUUUAACGGUAAAAUCGCGAAAAUCGGAUUUUAUACGGUUGAACACGUUUCACCUGUAUCAUCUCCCCCUCACUUUAAUACUGACCGUCCUCAGUCAUUGCAAGAUCCCUCUGAGGACAUAUUAUCUCUUGGACUUUGUCUUAUGGCUCACACGGUUUUCUAUUCUAGCGACGGAUCGCCAAGACUACUCAGGCUCGUAUCUCACGCCUGUCAGGACAAGGAACUCCGAAAAAGCUAUUUUUAG
This is a messenger RNA of Laccaria bicolor S238N-H82, 819 nucleotides long. RefSeq lists its product as uncharacterized. The coding region runs from base 1 to 819 and encodes 272 amino acids. Lineage: Eukaryota; Fungi; Basidiomycota; Agaricomycetes; Agaricales; Hydnangiaceae. The record is from RefSeq and is a predicted model, not a curated record. The transcript is spliced from 8 exons.